Molecule: messenger RNA, 566 nt
Organism: Gigantopelta aegis
Lineage: Eukaryota; Metazoa; Mollusca; Gastropoda; Neomphalida; Peltospiridae
Product: C3 and PZP-like alpha-2-macroglobulin domain-containing protein 8
Exons: 5
Coding region: 27-440 (137 amino acids)
Cellular component (GO): extracellular region
Source: RefSeq, a predicted model, not a curated record
CCGUGCAGGUUUAUAAGGAAACUGUCAUGAAUGUCGGCAUAAAGAUAUGCAUGGAAUACCUACUACGUAACACCACCAGCGGCGUGGCGGUGGCCGAGGUGGGCACACUGAGCGGCUUCCAGCCAAUCACGAGCUACCUGGACAAACAACAUCAGGUGCGGCGGUACGAGGUCGAGAAGAGAAGAACCGUGCUCUACUUUGACAGGAUACAGGCAUCACGGACGUGUGUGACCAUGGAGUAUCGACGAAUACAGCUGGUGGCCAGAACAGCUGCAGUUCCACUUCGAGUUUAUUCAUAUUAUGAUCCCAGACAAGAAGUGAUUACCUAUUUCCAGUUGCCCAAGCUGAAUAACAUGGGAGUGUGUGACAUCUGUACCACACAGACGUGUUACCCCUGUCAGAAACGCACAAGUCACAACGCUGGUGGAAUUCUUGGAUAAAUCUAUUCUGCAAACACCACAAGUUUCACAACUUUAUAAGCAGCGUCAUUUAUCAACUCAAAUAUACAUUUAUAUAUAUUUUUUUAAAUGCGUAUCUUUAAUAUUGUACUUUUCAAUUAAUUCAAA